UGGCGAUGGAAGAUCAAACAGCUCUGGUGGAGCCACUGCAUAAGAUCUCCCGCAUCCGGAGUUUUUACUCUGGCCGCCUGUUUGUCUGGGUUUUCAAGCUUUAGCAAGGCGAGUAAAAUUUGUCUUAUACGUCAGAUUUCUCUCCCUUGUUCCUACCCUGGUGAUGCAACUACUUUGGAAGUUCAGCGUGACGAAAGUUUGAGAACGUUAGAUUUCAAAAAUUAACCGUUAGAUUUGAAUUUUAACGGACGUUCGAUAGCCGUAACGUUGGAAAGGUUCGCCAUGACAGCGGUGCUGAUGCUCGUGAUGUUGUCCGGCCUACCGAUGUCCUGGGCCGACACACCGGCCAACUGUUCCUGGGCUCAAGUCGCCGGACUCUGGGAGUUUCACGUCGGAGCGGGUGGAAACGACAACCGGUUGAAGUGCAGUGGCUUCUCGCCUGUGGAGAUGUUUCAGUUGAACCUUCAGUUCCCGGAUGUUGUGUGGGACCAGGACGGCAACAAGGGCUUCUGGACCAUGAUCUACAACCAGGGCUUCGAGGUGGUCAUCAACCAGAGGAAAUACUUCGCCUUCUCAACUUUCAUACAAGAUGGCAGCGUCGUCACGAGCUACUGCAACACGACGUUCGCAGGAUGGUCACAUGACCUCCUGGGACGAGACUGGGCCUGUUACUAUGGCAUCCGACUGAAACCUGGUGUCCCGGAUGAAGCACCAGUCACAACUCGCUUGCUACAAAAGAUCGAGGAAAAGAGGACUCAAAUGAAUGAUACGAACUUCGUAAAAGCAAUAAAUAGUGCACAAAGGUCAUGGAAGGCGGUGACCUACCCAGAACACAUUGGGAUGCGGCUAUCCAACAUGGCGUCCAUGUCAGGUGGCCAUGUCUCCGCGCUGAGCUACCCCUUACCAGUAGAGAUGGACGAGAAAACUAGAAUAGCUAUAAGUCACUUGCCAUCGGAGUUCGAUUGGCGCAACGUCAACGGUCAGAAUUUUGUCCCUGACGUCAGGGAGCAAGGCGACAGUUGUGGCAGCUGCUACGCACAGGUCACGGCCGCCGUGUUGGAAUCACGUCUUCGAAUCAUGACCAACAAUACUCUCAAGACCAGCAUGUCGCCCCAGGAUGUGGUGAGCUGUAGCGAGUACUCGCAGGGCUGCCUUGGGGGUUUUCCGUAUCUGACUGCCAAGUACGCCCAAGAUUUUGGCAUGGUCGAAGAACGGUGUGACCCCUACCACGGAUACCCAACUCCCUGCAAACAGUAUCCUUCUGACUGUAGGAGAUACUACGCCGAAGAUUACCACUAUAUCGGAGGGUAUUACGGCGCUUGUAACGAAGGUCUGAUGAUGUUGGAGCUGGUCAAUAAAGGACCAAUCACAGCCGCCCUUCAGGUGUAUGAUGACUUCCGGUAUUUCAAGUCAGGGAUAUACCACCACACAGGUCUCCAGAAUGGCUGGAAUCCUUGGCAGUUCACCGAUCACGUGACCACGUUCAUAGGAUAUGGCGCUGACGCAACUUCCGGUGAGAAGUACUGGAUCGGACAGAACACGUGGGGUACGGACUGGGGCGAGCUGGGAUACUUCAAAAUCCGCCGGGGAACCAACGAGGUCAACAUCGAGUCCAUUGGGGUGGCUAUGACACCUAUAGUGCCGAACCCAUAGCACUCUUGAUUAUGUUUCCCUUCAUAAAAAGAAAACAUAUUGUUUUACCCCUUUUCUUCCUCUUCUUAUUUCGUCAAAAUAAGGUCAAAGACCUGGACCAGGUGGCUGUCACCCUAGUUACUGGUCUAGCAGCAGACACCCUGUGGCGUUCAGUUACAUUAUGUAGCAAGUGGUAGGGCAGAGUUCGAGGGGCAGAUAGUCACCAUGGAUAUGCAUGUGCUGGAGUAAGGAUAAACUGAGAAGUAGUAGUUUGCUAGGCUAGACCAUGUUAGGUUGAAAUUAUUUGAUUGCAAAUGUUACAACCUUUGCAAAUUUGUAGUUGACACUUGUUUUAAUGUUAUCUCUUCUCAUCUAUAAAAGUUUAAUUAGAUGUCACGCUAUUGAAGUAGCUGUUGGGACGAAUGUUUUACAAAUACUUAGAUAUCUGAGUAAGCUUUCAAAAUCUGAUUAACUUCAAACUAAGUUUGUUCUGCAGAUAUUAUGUCUGAAAUACGAAUCUACUAGUCGACAAUGGCAUUGGAUGUCUAUGUUUUAUUCGAUACGAAAUAGAGCCUAAUUCGAUUAACAGAUUUUCUCACCAACUAUUCCAUGCCUAGAUACAAGGACCGCCUGAUGUCAUUGAAUUGUGAGUUUGUUUGAGUCAAGGUCAACCAUACGUGAGUAUAUCAUAAAUCAAUGAACAUUUAGCCUUCAAAAAGUGAUUAGUCAAUGAUUGAAAUUCAAAACCAAAUACGUAAUAAUAAACGGGAUAUAAGAAAACA
Messenger RNA from Branchiostoma floridae (Florida lancelet), 2414 nucleotides. Its product is annotated as dipeptidyl peptidase 1-like. Lineage: Eukaryota; Metazoa; Chordata; Leptocardii; Amphioxiformes; Branchiostomatidae. Gene Ontology annotation, cellular component: lysosome. The transcript has 8 exons. Gene Ontology annotation, molecular function: cysteine-type endopeptidase activity. Bases 283 to 1653 code for a protein of 456 amino acids. The record is from RefSeq and is a predicted model, not a curated record.